AGACCACAGCAGACACUUCAUUCAUAUCUAUCCCACUUCUCCUGCACCGUUUCCUGCAGAAACUCUUGUUCCGUUGUCCUCAGCCUGCAUCUCCUGCAGCGGCAACACUCUCUCCUCCCUCAGCGCAACUUUUGGAAAGUGAAAAAAAGAAAAGCAGCUCUCCUUCUCGCGAUAGCAGCUUCCUUAUGCAGCCGCCAUAUUCUGUGACAGUAUUUUGAUUCGUAUCUGCUGGAAGUGAGGAAAAAGAGAAAAGUGAAGGGCUGUCGAGGGGAGGGGGGGCUGAAGAAGAGGAGCUGUCAAAAAGUGAUUCCCUAUUCUCUAUCAAACGGCGGAGAGCUGGGGCCAGGUAUCCCUUCAUUAACGCUGUUUCGAGGACACACAAGGCCCGGAGCCUCGGUGCAGUUGGCUAUUCAUCUCCCUGGUAGUAGCUGGACUCCUCUCGGCUUCGACUGUCCCAGCUCCGCGGCCCUCUGGAGGUCCGGCGGCGGUGUCGGGUGUUGAAGGCGGCCUGGGGAGCGGUGGCGGCGGCGGCAGCGGAGACGGAAAGAAGAUGUUCAAGAUGAAGGCACCUUGCUGCCACGCCUGACGCCCCAGUGCGCUUAACAGAACAAGCAGUCCUGACCUGGCAACAUACGAAUGGCCCAGGGAAGCCACCAGAUUGAUAUUCAGGUUUUGCAUGACCUGCGCCAGAAGUUCCCUGAAGUCCCAGAGGGUGUUGUCUCCCAGUGUGUUCUGCAGAACAACAACAACCUGGACGCCUGCUGUGAAUACUUGUCCCAGAUCAGUCCGGGCUACCUGUACAGUGAAGAAGGACACCUCAGCUUCUCCGACGACCCCGGCUUCAUUAGGCUUCGUAAUCAUAUGACCCAGUUGAACCUGGGCCUGCAGUCUCAGAAUGUGCAUUUGGCCCCGGUUCGGGACAGCCUGAGAAUGAACGGCAGUCGGACUCUGGCCCACAGCCUGAGUGACGGGCCCCUUCAGACAGGACAGGCCCCCAACAGUGACUUCUUUCAGCAGGAGCCACAGUCAGCCCCAGUGCAGGUGCCCUCCAGCAUCAAUGUGUUUGGUGUGAUGGAGCCAACCCGUAAACCGCAGCCCCCCCAACACCUAGGACUCUACCCUCUGGGUGUCAAAGGAACAACUAUGGGUGUCCAGCAGACCCCACGCUUCAAUCCCAUCACCGUGACGCUAGCCCCCCAUAUUCAGACAGGACGCAACACCCCCACUUCUCUGCACAUACACGGCGGGCCCCCGUCGGGCCUCAACAGUCCACAGGGUAACUCCAUCUAUAUCCGGCCCUAUGUGAGCCAGUCUGCUGCGAGCCGGCAGAACCAGCCGCAGGGGGGCCGGGCCCAGUACAGCCCCACCUCCCAGCCCCAGCAGCAGAUCUACCAGAUCUCACACCCCUCCUCCCUGUCGGGCACCUGGUCUGGCCCUCAGCACGCCUCGUCCUCACAUACCUCACAGCACCAGACCUCUCAUGUCUACAUGCCAAUCAGCUCCCCCACAAACCCCCAGGCCCCCUGCAUUCUUCCCACUGCAACCCAGGCCUCUUCCUCUGGUGUCUCCUCGUGCUCUUCCUCCUCCUCCUCCGUCAUGCCCACCUCCCUAUCGACCAUCAGUCAGUACAACAUCCAGAACAUCUCCACCGGCCCCAGAAAGAAUCAGAUAGAGAUUAAACUAGAAUCCCCUCAGAGAAACAACUCCACGACCACGACAGCCGUGCUGCGGACGAGCAGCGGGGCCCGCUCCUCCUCCGCCUCUUCCUCUUGCCCUUCCUCUUCAUCCACUUCAACUGGGGUGACUACGGUCCCCAGCACCCCUUUGUCCAUCGGAGGCCCCGGUCUGAGCCGCAGCCAGCCCACUGUUUACAUCUCUGCCAGCCCCCCUGCUGCGGCCCCAGCGGCCUGUGAGGAGGCGGCCUUGGCCCCUGCCGGUGCUCGAUCCCAGCCCAAGUUUUACAUUUCUGCUAAUGCCUCCAGUGACGAUAGUGGUGGUGGUAGGAACCCUCCCACAGUCUACAUCUCAGCCAACCCUCCCAUGCAGGGACCCUCAGGGGCCAGGAACAUGGGGGGCCAAGUGAGCAUGGGCCCUGCCUACAUCCACCACCAUCCACCUAAGUCCCGUGCCUCUUUAGGAGGGGGAGGCACAGCUUCCUCCCCACGUGUUGUGGUAACUCAGCCCAACACCAAGUACACUUUUAAAAUCACAGUGUCCCCCAAUAAGCCCCCGGCUGUGUCCCCUGGAGUCGUGUCCCCAACUUUUGAGCCCAACAACCUCCUCAGCCUCCCCGCCGACCACCACUUUGUUGAGCCCGACCCCCUCCACCUCUCCGACCCGCUGUCGCCUCACAGGGAGAGGCCGAGCGAGCCGCGCCGACUCAGCAUGGGCUCUGACGACGCUGCGUACACACAAG
Gymnodraco acuticeps is the source of this 2416-nucleotide messenger RNA. It is a transcript of the gene tab2, whose product is annotated as TGF-beta activated kinase 1 (MAP3K7) binding protein 2. The record is from RefSeq and is a predicted model, not a curated record. NCBI's taxonomy places the organism in Eukaryota, Metazoa, Chordata, Actinopteri, Perciformes, Bathydraconidae. Gene Ontology annotation, biological process: positive regulation of protein kinase activity. Gene Ontology annotation, molecular function: ubiquitin binding; K63-linked polyubiquitin modification-dependent protein binding.